AUGGAAUCUGAACCUGUUGAUAUUGAUCAAUGCAAGGAAUCUUCGCAUAAUGGAUCAGAUUCUGAUAUUUCUAUAGGUUCUAAGUCUAAUAGAACACAAGAUAUUGAUCCUGAAGUCGAAGAAGACUCUUCAUCGGGAACGGAGAGCGAGAGUGAGAUUUACAGCGAUGAGGACGAAGAGGAUGAAGAUGACAGUGAUGACAGUGAUGAAGAUGAGGAUGAGGAUGAACCUCCAAUUUUAACUUUUUCGAGACUAACACAUAUACCAAAAUCUUUUUUCCAAAGAGAUUCAAUAUCUUCUUGUCUAUUCUCCGAUAGACUUUUUGCAUUCGGGACUCAUUCUGGACUAUUACACUUAACAAGACCAGACUUUACAACCAUCAGAACAUUUAAAUGCCACAGCUCUUCAAUUUUAUCUAUUGCCACUGAGGGUGAUUAUUUUGCAACAGGAUCGAUUGACGGAACAGUCGUAAUUGGGUCAAUAGAAGAUGCCCAAGAUAUUUCAGGGUUUGACUUCAAAAGACCGAUUCACGCUGUCGUCCUUGACAAAAAUUAUGCGAGCACCAAAACUUUUGUAUCUGGUGGGAUGGCUGGCGAUGUGGUUCUAACACAGCGCAAUUGGUUGGGCAAUAGAACUGAUACAAUACUGGAGAAAAAUAAUGGAGCAAUUGUCGGAAUAUACACCGUUGAUGAUGUAAUAUUUUGGAUGAAUGAUAAUGGUAUAACAUUUUAUUCGAGCAUUUCUAGAACCAAACUCUUGAAUAUUCCAUUUCCACAAGAUGAAGAAAAUAGACCGGAUCUUUACUGGCCCAAAGUUACUUUCCCAGAAACUGAUCGGGCUAUCGUUUGUUGGGGAAAACAUAUCUGGCAAUUCAAAGUGUCGGUCUCGAAAGUUCAAGACUCCACAAAUCAUAUCGGAUCCAUUAUAUCAAGUGCAGCAUCGAGUUUAAGAGGUGUUCCUGAUCGGAAAGUUGAAUUGGAGCACCAUAUUGAACUAAACUGCCUCGUUGCAGGAGCAGCCGCUUUUAAAGAUGAUCAAUAUCUAUGUCUUGGCAUUGAUCAAUCGAAUAAAGAUAAAUUAGAUGCACCCGAGUUAAAGAUAAUCGAUAUAUUUAAUGGAGAGGAGUUACAUACAUAUCAAGUGAUAUCGAAAUCUUUCCAGAAUAUGACUUUGAAUGAUUACCACUUAGGUGUUCAUAUUGGUGAGGGAAAAUCCGAAUACUACCUUAUUAGCUCAACUGAUGCAAUAGUAUCCAAAGAAUUAUCUUUAGAAGACCGUUUCAAGUGGUACGUGGAAAGACAGAUGUAUUUGAAGGCCUGGGAGAUUGGAGACUAUGUCGUAAACCCUAUGCAAAGGUUGCUAGUUGGCCAACAAUAUAUUGAUAGCCUACUUUUGAAACAAGAUUGGUCGACAGCAGCAGAAGCAAUCGUUAAAGUCUUUCAGGAAGUCCAAGAAGGGGAUGAAGAGCUAAUGAAUUUUAAGAUAAGUAAAUGGGGCAUGUAUAUCAUGAAAUUUGUUAAAAAUAAACAUGCUGAUGAUAUUAUUGACCAGGUACCGACAGAUCCAGUAUUAGAUUAUAAUGUUUACACUACUAUCUUACAGUCAUUUAUUACAGCAGGGAAGUAUGAUAAAGUGCUUUCUUUGCUAAAAAAAUGGGACUGUUCAUACUAUGACGUUAGAACAUUGCUUGACUCGAUAGAGGAAGAACUUGAAUCAAGAGAGGAUACUACUCUACGACGUUGCUUAAUUCAAAUAUACUCACUGACAGAUCAAUAUGUUCCACUUGUGAAGCAGAUGCUCAUACUGAAAGAUGUAAAGGUGUUAGAUGUUUUACUUGAGCAUAACUUACUCUCAAACUUUGUCAGUAGCUUAAAAGAAAUUAUUCUUUUACCGUAUAAUGAAGAUCCUAUUAACAUUGACAAAAUGCCAUUAUCUGUUGUUAGGAAAGUUUUUUCCAAAUCAAUUUUACUCCUCGUAGAGAACAGGCACUCUAUUCCUAUAGAAAGGGUAAUUUCUGAAUUUUCUGGACCACUACGAGUAAUAUUAUUUUUGUUCAUGGAGGAAUGUAUGGUUUUAGAGCCUUUAAUGGUGACACCUUAUGAAGAUGAUAUGAUAUCUCUUUACAUUCAAUUCAACAAAAAAGACCUCCUAGACUUCCUAAAAUUAAAAUCAAAUUAUGAUGUUGACAGAGCAAUAGAACUUUGUCAAGCAGAUCCUUCCUUAUACAAUGAGCUCAUAUUUCUAUGGAGUAAGAUCGGUGAGAACAGAAAGGCGUUAUCAUUAAUUAUCGAUAGGCUUGAUGACCCUAAAUUGGCCUUUCAGUUCGUCAAAGAUUCAAAUGAUAACGAGCUAUGGAACUACUUAAUAAACUAUAGUCUUGACAGACCAAAAUUUAUCAAAGCUAUAUUAGAUACAUCUGAUAUAUUUGAGGACGAAAUCGCUACAAUAGUAGAACGAGUGCCCGAUGACAUUGAGGUAGAGGGUCUCAAAGACUCCUUACAACAUAUAACAACGAAUAAUGAACUGAAAUUAGGCGUUAUGAAUAGUAUUUUCAAAAUUGUUGACGAUGAAACAAAACAAAUUGUUGCUGAAUUUCUAAUGGUGCGGAAAAAGGGAAAAGCUUUCAUGUAA
This is a messenger RNA of Kluyveromyces marxianus DMKU3-1042, 2631 nucleotides long. RefSeq names its product Vps41p (gene VPS41). The coding region runs from base 1 to 2631 and encodes 876 amino acids. The transcript has a single exon. Gene Ontology annotation, cellular component: late endosome; HOPS complex. The record is from RefSeq and is a predicted model, not a curated record. NCBI's taxonomy places the organism in Eukaryota, Fungi, Ascomycota, Saccharomycetes, Saccharomycetales, Saccharomycetaceae. Gene Ontology annotation, biological process: protein targeting to vacuole; macroautophagy; endosomal vesicle fusion. Gene Ontology annotation, molecular function: protein binding.